Coffea eugenioides is the source of this 906-nucleotide messenger RNA. Its product is annotated as RING-H2 finger protein ATL51-like. The coding region runs from base 1 to 906 and encodes 301 amino acids. Lineage: Eukaryota; Viridiplantae; Streptophyta; Magnoliopsida; Gentianales; Rubiaceae. The transcript has a single exon. The record is from RefSeq and is a predicted model, not a curated record.
AUGGAGAGCCUGAAUUCACGUCCCGGUACUCCAAAUUCCUCCUUCUACACACCCCUGCUGAUAUCCAUGAUUGGCGUAAUCUCCACUUGCGUAGUUUUAGUAAUCUAUCACUUCAUCUUAAUCAGGUACUGCCACAGGAGGACUCCUCAAACCGCCUCCAGUGGCAACGCUGUGGCUCAAGCAGUCCCCGGAUCCCCGUCACUACCCUCUGGAGUCGACCACAAACUCCUGGAAACCAUCCCGAUCAUUGCCUACUCAUCCACCAAACAACAGGGCGGUGAUCAUUCUUUGUUUCGCGUGGAUCAGAGCGAAUGCGUCGUUUGCUUGGGUGCGCUGGAACAAGGAGAAAUGGUGCGUUUGUUGCCAAAUUGUAGGCACGCUUUCCACGUCCCCUGCAUCGACGAAUGGUUCGUGGCGCAUGCCAGCUGCCCCGUUUGCAGGUCCCCCAUUGUCGCCCCGGCGGCGACGGUGAAUGACGAUAUUCCCCCGUCGCCACCUCCGCCGCUGCAAGUGUUUACUUCUUCAUCAUCGUUUGAUGUUGGAAGCAGUAGGGUUGAGUUUCCGGGUCAAGAUUAUGGUAACGAUGCUUCCUCCUCAUCGUCAUCAUCAUCAUCAUCGGGGUCUUUUGGAUUGCUUCGGCAUUCUGGGUCUUUGGUACUACUGCCUACGGAGAGGGCGUCAUCGUCGGCACGUGUAAUAACAGGGCUGAAGCGGUCAUUGUCAAUGGAUCAAUCUUCUGUGAUCAUUGAGAUGCAGGGGGAGAGCAGUACAGAUGAUGACGACGCAGCGACGACUACGGUUGGGGCAUUUCGAUCCGUGAGGCAUUUCGAUCGUGUCUCCGCAAAAUUCCUGAGUUCCUUUUCUCGAUUACGUUUGGGGAACAAUAAUGAAAUUCUUCCGUACUGA